UGGUAACUUCGAAUAAGGGACGGAGCGGCCACUGAAUGGCAAAGAUUUAUAGAGGUGAUGUAGAUAACAUGAGGUUAAAUUUACUUAUGCCCUUGGUUUUCUGCGGUCUGCUGCGUGUUAAUCUGGUGUUACUAGUACUGAUUUCAUGCAGUGCAGCCACAUCAACAGUGGUAGCUGGAGGAAAAACUGCUGCAUGAAUUGACAGAAAAGGACAGCAUUUGCAUAUAUGACAUAUACUACAAGAAUUUCUAGAGGAGACACUGUUUUCCCAGCACGUGGAUAUUUAUAGCCUUGAAAGUAACACAUGUGAAUAUAGACCUUACCUGAGGUAAUAUACCUAGCAUGUAAGACUGAAAGCUGAAGCAACAGUUAUCUACAAGUCUUUCUUGUGUUGGCACGCAAAGAUUUGGAUACGUAUUAAACGAUGUUUGUUGCAAAACAGGGUACAUGUAUAUUUUUACAAUGCAUGGAUUUUCAUACAUGCAGAAAAGUCUUUUUUGUAUAAAUUUCUCAACUUUCAUAGUAACUGCCAUAUUAGUUUUCAGCACAAAACCCUGAAAUACAAAUUCACAAAUUUAGAAUUCACAUGCACCCAGGUACAAGUAAAUAUGGCUGAAGCGGAAAAUAGAAUGCAGGGAGCAGAAAAAGAGACCUUGACAACAGCAAAUGCCAUGUAUCCACAGAUAUACUGGGGUUUGGAUCCCACUUCCCAGACUUUUUGUAAACUUUACAUCAGGGAUGUAUUGACUAUGACUGAGUAUUCUUCAGCUACCCCAGUUCAAGGGGUGUUUUCUUAUAUGAACCACCCUGUUAGUAAGGUGGAUUUGAUGGGUGUGAUUGUCAGGGUGGAGCAGAGGAGCAAGCAGUUUUUAUAUGCAAUUGACGAUAGCACUGGAGUCAUAAAUUGUUGCUGCUGGAAUCCAGAUCCAUUGACAGUAAAACAGUGCAUCAUUCCAGGUCUCAAAGAAAAAGUAGAAGAAACUGAAAAAAUCCAACAAUGUAAAGAGGAAGGAUUCAACCUGGGGGACCUCCUUCAUGUCAGAGGAAAAAUAAAGAUCUUCAGAGAACAACGAGAAAUAAUGGCUUCUUACUUUGCCAUUGAGAAAGAUCCAAAUGCGGAACUGAACCGAAUGCUGGAGGUGCAGGCCCUGCACCAGUUGUUUUAUGACAAGCCUUUCCAGUUGUCAAACAUAAUAAAAAACUGCAAUUCUCAUAAUCUUUCAUUGAUUCACCUCACAGCAAGUCUACAAGAUGGCCUCAUGAAAUUAUUCGAAGAAAGUAGAACUGUACAAUUCUGCAUGGCAGACUUGGAGACAUCUGAAGAUGUGAAAUCCCUAAUUGACCAAAAUGCACCAGAGCAAAGUGUUGCUUUAAACAAAAGGACCUUACUUGAUCAAGUUGUAAAUCAGCUGGAGGAAAGCGGUUUUCUAUUAAAACAUCAGAAAAAGCGAGAACACUACAGAGUGAUUAUGAAUGAUGUCCAACUUAUCAAAAUUGUGCUGAAUUUGCUGCAAAAAGAAUGUGCCAGAGAAAAAUAUGCAGAAAAGGGGUGCCAUUACCUACAUAUUUUGGGUGAGAUUAGGAAGGCAGAAGAGUACUGUAGUCUAAAUUCAAAUGCCAUCCUUAAGUGCCUUCAAAAAUUAGAAGAAGAAAGUAGAAUAAUCAGUACAACUGACAAACAUUUUGCCAGUGUAGAAUAAUCAGCAUUUGAAUUGAAAUUACACAA
Messenger RNA from Lingula anatina, 1726 nucleotides. Its product is annotated as CST complex subunit STN1. NCBI's taxonomy places the organism in Eukaryota, Metazoa, Brachiopoda, Lingulata, Lingulida, Lingulidae. The record is from RefSeq and is a predicted model, not a curated record.